GGAUAACCCGUUAAACCCCCCCUGAUGCCGCUCGCCGCCGCCGCCGGCGUCGCCUCGGCGGUCGCGCCACCGCGGCGGCCGCAGCUUCCGCCUCCCCGGACAGCGCGGCCGCUGCGCUGCUUUACCCAGCCAAUGCUAGUAAGGGGCCGGGUAGUAGCCCUAACGGUGGCCCGCUGCGCUCCCUCCCCUUCGCCUCCCCCGGUGGCGGAGGCGGAGGCGCAGCCGGCGAAGCCGCCGCCGCGGCGGUACCCGAGGCAGUACCCCGGCGAGGCGGUGGGCGUCGCCGAGGAGAUGCGGUUCGUGGCCAUGCGCCUACGGAACCCCAAGCGGACCACCCUCGAGGACGAACCGGGGACGGGGGCCGAGGAGGUGGAGGAGGAGGAGGUGGGCGAUGGUGUGGGUGAGAGUGCGUCGGCGUCGGAGGAGGAGGAGGACGAGGACUACGAUGGCGACGCCGUGAUUGAGGAGGAGGAGGAGGAGGAGGAGGGAGCGGGGUUGGAGGGCGAGUGGAUGCCGAGCAUGGAGGGGUUCGUCAAGUACCUGGUGGACAGCAAGCUCGUGUUCGACACCGUCGAGCGGAUCGUGGCCGAGUCCACCGACGUCGCCUAUGUUCACUUCAGGAAAAGUGGUCUGGAACGUUCAGCUAGAAUUGCAAAAGAUUUGGAGUGGUUCAGAGAACAAGGAAUUGCAAUUCCAGAGCCAAGUACUCCUGGAUCAACAUAUGCGACUUAUCUGACUGAACUUGCUGAGAGCAAUCCCCCAGCUUUCCUUUCCCACUAUUACAAUAUUUAUUUUGCACAUACAACUGGAGGGGUGGCGGUAGGUAACAAGAUCUGCAAGAAAAUUUUUGAAGGAAGGGAACUAGAGUUCUACAAAUGGGAUACUGAUGUAGAACUUUUACUAAAAGAUGCCAGAGAGAGGCUUAAUGAACUUAGCAAGCACUGGUCUCGGAAGGACAGGAACUUGUGCUUGAAGGAAGCUGCAAAAUGUUUCCAGUAUUUGGGACGGAUUGUUCGCUUAAUCAUCUUAUAGUUCAUCAUAGAUGAACUUAUACUCAACCUACAAUCUUCAUACAAUCUACUACUAUUCCGGAAGACAGGAAAGCUAGAGAUCAUUAAACUCGAGGCUUAGUGCAGUCAUUUUUGUUGAAGACAAUGCGUAUAUUAUGUAAGAUCAUAAGCAUGAUUAAUAUUUUCUGAUGAACAAUUGGCUUGCGAUUUGGUUUAUAAAUUGAAUUUGGUUU
Molecule: messenger RNA, 1243 nt
Organism: Oryza brachyantha (malo sina)
Lineage: Eukaryota; Viridiplantae; Streptophyta; Magnoliopsida; Poales; Poaceae
Product: probable inactive heme oxygenase 2, chloroplastic
Exons: 4
Coding region: 25-1032 (335 amino acids)
Biological process (GO): heme oxidation; phytochromobilin biosynthetic process
Molecular function (GO): heme oxygenase (decyclizing) activity
Source: RefSeq, a predicted model, not a curated record